AUGGAAAAAGGUAAGCCCAGAAUUAAAAGGAAGUCAAUUGACGAAAGUGAAAAGGAAGAACCAGAAAAGGUGAAACAAAAGUUACAAAAAGAACCUUUAAAAAAUUCAAAGAGGAAAUUGGAUACAGAUUCCAGGGAUGAACACCUAAGAAGUCUAACAUUGGAAGGUAGAAGGAGGAGUGGUAGCCUGGAUCUUUCAGAAGUCAGUAAAAGUAGUAGAAAUCCCAGCGAAGAAAGAGAAUUAGAAGGUUCUUCAACGUAUACAGAACAGAAAAGAGUAAAUCAUGGAUACACUCAUACAUCAGGGAGUUAUGAACACAAAAACACAAGACUUGUUGAAUCGAAAACUAAUUCUAACGAAUCCAGGGCAUCCAGAACAUUAUCCUCAGAACCUAAAAGAGGAGAAUUUUAUAGGAAUGUGCAAUCCCCGAGAGCAGACCAAAAGGUGUUGGAAAUGUUAGAAAACUUCGAGGAUGAAACUGACUUAACAUUGUUUAAGUUUGUAAGUUCAGUAGCAAAUGGAACUAUAAACCCAGUAACGUCUGUGGAUGCGCUGAGAACUAAGUUUCAUGGAGUGUGUAAAAAUUCAACCUUGGUUUUUAAGGUUCUGGACGUUGUUUCAUUCUUCCUGGACGACCCCAAGAAGAAGCAGAAUUUACUUCCAUUCCUAGAAUCUCUUGAGAGUUUUGGGUUAGUCUCGAGUAUGGAGAUAAUCUCAGUGAUAGACCCGGCAAAACUGGACAGCUGUAACUACUCAGAAGGUCUGGUAAAGAUUUCAAUAAGAGAAAGGACCAAGAACAAUUAUGUACUUAAGAUAUAUAAUCUGUUUAGAGAAAAUUACCACGGAUAUACAGCACUUUCAAAUUAUCUCUCAUCGCUAGUGGAUAAACAUGGUAGGAACGGAUUUAGAUUUGAUGUGGUCCAAAAAUCUAAUAAGAAACAAAGUACCCAGAAUAGAGUUAAAGAAUUGGACCCAGAUACUGUGGUAACAAUGGUAAAUAAGAUAAGUGGUAUGCAUAAACUAUGUCCAAUGCGUACAUUGUAUGAAGUGUUAAAGUGGCUAGUGUUAAAUAACCACUCAGAUGAGUUUGUAAUGAAAGUUCUCAAGAGUUAUCCCUCCAAGAAGGUUUCAUACGUAGUUCUCCUCUAUUUGAGAAAUAAUUAUCAGAACAAGGAUAGUCUGAUUUCAAGAUUAGGUAAAGAAGGAAAUAGUUCAGAAAAAGAAAAAUCUGAUAAAGAAAAACCGGAUAAGGAAAAGACUAGUGAUAAGGAAGUAAAUUUAGCAGGAUAUUCUAACGAUAAUAUAUAUAAAAUCUCUGGUUUGAUGGUAUCUGAAAAACUCUUGGACGUUAGUGAAGUUUAUAAUUACCUGGACCCUUCAGACGAGUUACUUACAAGUUUGUCAAACCACUUUUAUAAUAUUCUUAAAACUAGCCCAAAUAAGGAUACGAGGGAUAACUCAAGUGUUCCGGUACCUUUGUUGAAGAAAAUAGUAUCAUCGCAUUUAAAUUCUAAUUUUUUAAACUCAAAAACGAGUAGGGCACACCAAGUUAGUUCCCCUAGAAUGAAGGAUAAGGAACAGAUGAGCGCAAAGUUGGACAAGGAGAAUAAGUUGAGAAAAAUCAGUCAUACAAUGCUGGAAACCAUGGUGAACAAAUAUGAAUGCAAUGAUUUUUCAAUUCUGCUAAAGUUUGACAAUUAUCAUUACCUGAGGGAUUGUAUUUAUUCAAUGGAAUCUGGGAAAUUUUUAGUGCUCUCAACUCUUUUAAGUCAAUGUUCAGAUUUUGAAGGGGAGUUGUGGGAUGUCUGUUAUUCAUACAUUUUACACCUGUAUAGGCUUAAUUUUCCAAUAUUCCUUAAUACCACGGUGACACAAAACUUAACUCACAUUAUGAGUAAAGUGUUGAGUAAAUCAGAGCUUUAUCAGGCUGCAGCUGAAGGAAAUGGCUCCGAAGUUGAUUCAGUUAAAUUAACUCUUGAACUAUUGGAUAAGGAGUUGGUUGUAGUAAAAAAGUUGGAGUAUUAUUUUAAAUUAGUUGGGUUCAGAAGUAGUGAAAAUAUCAUACUUUUUAAUGGAAUUUUGAGUUAUUUGCACACACUACUCAGUCACCUGCUGAUAACACAAGUCGGUAAGGACAAGAAUGACAAAUGCGUAUUGGGGAAGAAAAUGAUUAAAAAGUUGAUUUACAGAUAUCAGAUAGGAUUUGGAGUAUUCUUAACCUUUUCACAACACUUGAAAGGUAUCAAAUAUACUCAAAAACGUUAG
Molecule: messenger RNA, 2265 nt
Organism: Theileria parva strain Muguga
Lineage: Eukaryota; Apicomplexa; Aconoidasida; Piroplasmida; Theileriidae
Product: putative integral membrane protein
Exons: 2
Coding region: 1-2265 (754 amino acids)
Biological process (GO): mRNA export from nucleus; mRNA processing
Cellular component (GO): THO complex part of transcription export complex
Molecular function (GO): mRNA binding
Source: RefSeq, a predicted model, not a curated record